CUUUUACCCUCGCUGAGAUCCAUUGCUACGGCCGCACAAACAAAUCAUGGCUCUGCUCCUUUCACGCCGCGCUUUCUCAGCAAUCUUAGACACUCCACCUGGUUUGCGAUCGGUCAUUGCUCGGCAGGUCUUUGCUAGCCAACCUCAACACCCAUUCGCCGCGAGAGGUGUACUCGCAGCGUCCGCCAUUUCACGAACAUGUAAACUUCAACGACGCUCCCAAUCCACGUCCGCGACUCCUCUCCCUCCUACCGACACCACCACCGCUCCUCCAACCACUCCACCCCUUCGACCCUCCCGCAUCCUCCGCAUCCUCACCACCUCCAGCCUCGUGCUCGCAUUCUUCACAGUCGGCUUCAUCAUGGGCUCCGCACCCGCCGCCGAAGCCGUCAAUGGCUACCUCCACUCCCCCAGCGACGAAGAAUCCCUCACACUGUUCAAACCCACCACCCCGCGCGCCGAAGAAGUCAACUUCAACAUCAUCAACCACCCUCUCGCCGUCGCCCUGCGCGCCGACCCCACCAUGACCGAGUCCCGCCCUCACCUCAAAAUCCCCGAAUCCAUGCGCGCACACAACUUGACCUGCGGACCACUCAUGGGCGAGGAGAAAAUCGAAGUCCCGCCGCUCAUGUUCACGAGUAAAGAGGCGGAACUGCCCGCUUCCACGCAGAUUUUCUACUUGGGACCGGCGCUGUGUGGACACCCGGGGAUUGUACAUGGAGGAUUACUGGCGACGUUGUUGGACGAGGGACUGGCGAGGGCGUGCUUUCCGGCACUGCCGAAUAAGAUUGGCGUUACGGCGAGUUUGAAGAUUGAUUAUAAGAGGCCUUGUCCGGGAAGUAGCUAUAUUGCGUUGAAGGCGGAGACGACAAAGGUGGAGGGAAGGAAGGCGUGGGUUAAAGGUUGGAUAGAGGUUAUUGGGGAGGAUGGAGAGGGCGAUGGGGUACAUGUUGUUGAGGCGGAGGCGCUGUUUAUUGAGCCGAAGCAUGCGGCGAAGAUGGUACGGUUGUAUGGAGCUCCUUGAGUUAAAGAGAUAUUGGGAGGACAUG
Molecule: messenger RNA, 1049 nt
Organism: Zymoseptoria tritici IPO323
Lineage: Eukaryota; Fungi; Ascomycota; Dothideomycetes; Mycosphaerellales; Mycosphaerellaceae
Exons: 1
Coding region: 47-1024 (325 amino acids)
Source: RefSeq, a predicted model, not a curated record